Molecule: messenger RNA, 1834 nt
Organism: Suillus discolor
Lineage: Eukaryota; Fungi; Basidiomycota; Agaricomycetes; Boletales; Suillaceae
Exons: 3
Coding region: 52-1569 (505 amino acids)
Molecular function (GO): protein binding
Source: RefSeq, a predicted model, not a curated record
CACACAACCUGCACACGACCAUCUAUUUCCCCGCAUUAAGUGAACCUGAAAAUGAUAGACUAUGACAUGGACUUUGAGUUGAGCUCAUCGUCAUCUCGAGAUUCAUCCCCGUCGUCGUCGCCGUUGUUAGCACCCUUAGACUCAUCUCCGCCCUCGAGUCCUCAGCAUGAGACGUAUAUCUUAGACUCUCCACCACAAACGCGCCUAGGUUUCUCUCACCCAUUCGCGGCCUCAACAAAAGCCAACAAACGCCCUCCACAGCGGGAAAAGAAGGCAGAUACUCCUCCGAGUACGCCUCCCGCAUUUAUUCCGAAAUCAUUGUCUCGCAACUCAGUCUAUUCUCGCUCGCUGGGAGAAAAAGAUUACUUGCACGACGAAACGUCAAGUCUCUUUUCUCUAGACUCGAGCACAUCGCAUUACAUUGAUCGCGAUGAGCGAUUAUGGGACGACGCGCUGCGUAAACCCUUCGAUACAGGUAAUGGGCACAUAGACCUGAGUAAUCUAUCAUUGAAGACAAUUCCCGCGUCGGUCGCAGAUCUCGCAGGUUUUUUCAACACGACAGAAUUAUCCGAGCAAAGUCUAUUCUCCGGACGGAGUAUGUCACGCAUCAAAACCGAGCCAGUUUUCGAGUCCCGAGUGCGUUCAUUUGAACGGACAAAGUCCAUCAUAGACUCGGGCAAGGAGCGUCAUAUGCUGCAACUCUACCUCUUUGGAAACAGCAUCCGCGAUCUUCCUCCUGAGCUUUUCAAGUUAGAAAAUCUGACUGUAUUGAGUCUGCGCGGGAAUCAGUUAACAUAUAUCCCCCCGGAGAUAUGUCGUUUAAUCAACUUGAAGGAGUUAAAUAUCUCGCAGAACCGCUUGUCAUACAUCCCAUCGGAGAUGCGAGAUAUGAAACUCUUGAAGUUACAACUCAACCCAAAUCCCUUUUUAGCCGAACUUUGCGUCCCUUUCGCCUCUCGCGACAUCCUGUCUCAGCGGCGGCCCAUGACCCGCAUAUCCCCACAAUACGGGGAGAUCUCGAUGAAUUCAUCGAGAGCGAUCACAGUAUCUCCCUUGACGACGUUUCUUCCGGGCGUACCUCCACUGACUGAGAUCUGUUAUCGGAAGUUGCUUUGUUCACUGAAAGGCGAAAACUCUCGGACUGUGCUCAGCGAAUAUUAUGGGGUCCCUCUUUCCAGCGUUUGGAACGUACCAGAAAAUGUACGCGAGGUGUUGACGGAGAACGUGCCCGGUGUUUUCAAGUCCAAUGGUAUCCCUCGAAAGCAUGGCAGGAGGCCGUCGCAGGGCUCGGGCGGGUGUGCAAACCCGGAGCACAAGGGCCGAUUCUUCGUGAGGCACGCUGCGGAACGAUUCACAUGGGAGCGUCGCAUUGCUGGUGUAAACGUGGGCGGAGCAGUUCCGCUGCGAUGGAGAGGGUGCAUAGAGACGUGCUUGGGGUUCUUGGAUGAGGAUGCACGCCAGGCUAACGCUAUAGAGCUGCCACCCACGGAUGCGAUGGAUUUUGAUGAGACGGAGGCCGUGAUGGCAAUGGACUUGAGCGGGUUCGGCGUGGAUGAAUUUGAUGACUGAAGGUAUACCAACGAACAAUCAAGACACUUCGUAUUGUGACAAAUUUGUAUAGUGAGUAUCUGUUUCCAUCGUCCUGUAUGAUAUAUACUAUACCUUGUGCAUCAACCUUUAUAGUGUCAGUGACUACAUAUGCCUUACAACUGGAUUGCAAUCACCUGCUUCUCAUUUACGUAUAGGAAUUUUUGGCCGCUCCCGGCUCCGGUAACUGACUUACAAGUAACUUCAUAUUAAUAGAUAGAUCAGGCUUCCCAAUUCCUCCUUAGCC